GUUGCGAGGCAGAAGCAACUGAGCCGACAAUCCGAUGGGCUGACAGAGAGCCGCAGGUGAGUCAAAACGAAGAGCAACACGAGUAGCCUUGGCAGUCAGGCUGGAUGCAACUGACUGAUCUAGGCAAGUUCAAACAUACAAACGCGGGGAGAAUGGAAGGCCAAGAGAGAGAGAGUCAGCUGCUGCUCUGGAGGGGAAAAAGAAAAGAAAAGAGAAAGAUGAGACCUCCUCACAAUCAGCAAGGGAGAGUGGGAUGGAGGGGAAGGAGACCCAAGGACAGAAUAGAAGAGCAAUAAAAAUACGACAGAUCACACCAGAGAGCAAUGACAAGCAAGCACGACAGCCCAACAACCAACAACGAAGCAAUGAA
Molecule: messenger RNA, 370 nt
Organism: Aspergillus welwitschiae
Lineage: Eukaryota; Fungi; Ascomycota; Eurotiomycetes; Eurotiales; Aspergillaceae
Exons: 1
Coding region: 105-296 (63 amino acids)
Source: RefSeq, a predicted model, not a curated record